Heteronotia binoei (common prickly gecko) is the source of this 2877-nucleotide messenger RNA. It is a transcript of the gene SELENOP, whose product is annotated as selenoprotein P. Gene Ontology annotation, molecular function: selenium binding. The record is from RefSeq and is a predicted model, not a curated record. Lineage: Eukaryota; Metazoa; Chordata; Lepidosauria; Squamata; Gekkonidae. Gene Ontology annotation, cellular component: extracellular region. The transcript is spliced from 5 exons. Gene Ontology annotation, biological process: selenium compound metabolic process.
GUGAUUGGCUUGCCGGGACAAUGCCGAAAUCCCUUGAACUUUGAGCUCCCAGCUGAAAGCGGCGAUAAACAAGCGACCUAUAAAUACCAGGGCUUGGCAACAGCCGUCGCUAUUUUCUCCUCCUCUCCCUUCUUGCACGCGUGAACGUGCGGCACAGCCGAGCAAAGAAAGGGGUGGGGCCGCGGCCAAAGCCCAGCCAUGUGGGUUGGGCUGGGGCUUGCCCUGGCUCUCUGCCUCCUCCCAGGAGGAGGGACGGAGAGCCAGGGCUCCAGCCCCCGCUGUAAAGAACCUCCAGAUUGGUUUAUCGGGGAAGAAAAUCCUAUGCUGGACUCCAGAGGCUUUGUAACAGUCGUCGCUCUUCUCCAAGCUAGCUGAUAUUUGUGCCUGCUUCAGGCUUCCAGGCUGGAUGACCUGCGACUGAAGCUGGAAAAUGAUGGAUUUACCAAUGUCUCCUUUGUGGUAGUCAACCACAAAGGGCCCCAUUCCCAGAAAACUUAUCCCCAGCUGAGAAAGAGAGUUUCAGAGAAUAUUCCUGUGUACCAGCAGCAGACAUCCCAGCCUGAUGUUUGGACUACUCUAAACGGAAAGAAGGAUGACUUCCUGAUCUAUGAUAGGUGUGGCCGUCUUGUGCAUCAUGUUGGUUUGCCUUACUCCUUUCUGACUUUCCCGUAUGUGGAAGAAGCCAUUCAGAUUGCAUACUGUGAAUCAACAUGUGGAAACUGUUCUUACAUGACCCCCGAGAUUGAAGAAAGAUGUAGCAACUUAAUGAAGAAUGAUUCGGUACCUACCGAGGGAGCGCUUCCUCCCCCAGAACAUCAUGGGCACCAUCACGGACAAGGGGACCCGCUUUCUGACAAUCAAAACCAGCGUGGCACUGGUCACGGCCACAGCCAUCGAUCCCAUCAGGGCCAGCAGCAACAGUACAGGGUUAGCACAGGUCAGAUAGGUAGCUUGGAGAUAGCUGUAGCUGCCCCACAGCAAGCUGUAGAUGCCGCCCCACAAGCGAUACAUCUUUGACGAAAAGGAAAUGCCAUUUGCAACCGGCAGUUGAACUGAGCCUGGCCACAGGAGACAGGGCCCGCUUCAGGUAGCUGAUGCUGACACUGACGGCACCUGUUGUUUGCAGAUCUAGCUAGCACGGCCUCCUGAUACUGUCGGGGAGAGCUCCCAUCUUCCUGCAGGUGACAGGGUCAGCUGUUGGCAGAGAACGUCCUUGAGUCUUGACAGUGACGGCUGCCCACAGCUGCUUGACAGUCACAAGCAAGAAGCGAGCCUGUUCUAUCUGAUGCCUGACUUUGAGAUGGACGGGCGGGAAGCUGAGCCUGACGAGCAAUCUAAACAUCUUCAGCACUAGGGAAGAUCACCCCCUUUUAGAAUGCGUUCCGUAACAGGACAGUUGUUAGUACCACCAGAUGUGCAUUUGCUCAAGACAGCACAACAGAGGGUCUUAUCUCAACAGUGAUCUUCCUGUGAGGGUACCAUUAUGUGACUGUUCAAAAGAGUCAGCUGUGCAACUGCAUCCCACAAAUCAGUCCAGUUAGCAUGCUUGGAUUUCAGCCAUUUGCUUUUGGUGGAAGUCGAGGUCUGCAGCUUCACUGAUUUGGACCGAGUCUGCAAAAUCAGCUGGUGUCGCUUUUGGAAGAAACACCACCCUCAUAAUGGUAUGCUUUCUCCCCAGUGCUAGCUCAGUUGUUUGUAGUAUUUUGGUAGCUCAUCUUCCUUGUUUCCUUUUCUACCAUUCUAUUUGUAUUUAUGACAAUAGAAGCAGAAACUAUGACCUAGGGGCUUCUGUUUGAUGUAUUACAACUAAGAACAGAAGAGGACAAGGAAAGACAUGUUUACCACUUUUUGAAAACCAUAUGUAGUAUAUGGUCUUUUUUUCUUAUGAGAAAGAUUAAGAAAAUACAUACAAAUUGGGUUUCCCCCCCACUAAAGAUCCACAGUGUAAAACAUGCAUAAGCAGCAUUCUAAGCAAUAUAUUAUCAACCUAAGAGGGAUUCUGCUAGAAUCUAGCUCCAAGAAAAUAUAUUUUGUACAGAUAUGUAAGCAUAAACAGUUCCUUCCUAAGCAGAGUGAUGCACUUCUAAAUCAAUUGAAAUAAUUGGGCUUAGAAUCAUGUAACUCUGUUUCAGACUGGAUGUCUUGGGCUGCAAUCACACACACUAAAUGCACUUUCAGUCCACUUUCCAGUUCAAUCCACGUGAACUGGCAAAAUCCAGUUUGAAAGUGCAUUAUUUAGUGUGCUUGAUGGCAGCCUUGUAGUAAAUUAGCCCAGUUUCCUGCCUGUGUGCAGAAGCAUUUUUAAAGUAACUGUUUCUCAAAUUGCUUACUCACAAGCAGUUCCACUGGAAGCUAAGGGUCAGAGACAUUAGGAAUUGGGGCUGAGGGGGUAUAUAGGAUAGUACGGAGCAGGGGCAAGCAGAUCUCAUUAAACGAUGAGGGCUUUAAACAUUUCUGUUGAUCAGAUGUGAGAAUCAGUAUAGCAAUCUACCAUUUCUGUUGAUCUGUGAUUUGUCACACUGGAGCCCAAUGUCAACUUUUAUAACUGAUUAUUAACAUUUACAUAACCUUUCUCUCUUCUUUGUAGCGAAAUACUAUGUUUCGUUGUUACACUUUGCAUUUCAGAAAUGAACUGAAUUUUUAUGUUGAUCUUGAAGGAUUUAGAGAGGAAAGAAAGCGUUCAACAAAGAGGGAAUUUGCUUAGAAUGUGCUUGCUGUAGUUAUUGAUGGUUUAAUAGGGAAAUCAGGUCCUACAAAACUUGAAUUCUUUUAUGGCAAGUGCUUUGUAAGCAUGAAGGAAGUUUGGCAUACAUGCUGACUUUAUGCUUGUGGUGCAACUGAUAAGGGAAUUUUUAAUAAAAGGAAAAGUUGGCAGUC